Messenger RNA from Helicoverpa zea (corn earworm), 1262 nucleotides. RefSeq lists its product as uncharacterized. Gene Ontology annotation, biological process: sensory perception of taste. Lineage: Eukaryota; Metazoa; Arthropoda; Insecta; Lepidoptera; Noctuidae. The coding region runs from base 62 to 1150 and encodes 362 amino acids. The record is from RefSeq and is a predicted model, not a curated record. The transcript has a single exon. Gene Ontology annotation, cellular component: neuronal cell body; dendrite; axon.
ACCAGUCACAAUUUUAGAAUACUGUUUUGGCGCAAUCAAGUUUUACUUUCGCAAUGGCCAGAUGCAUGCACCCAACAAAAUAAUUAAAGGAACGUAUGUUUUCUUCGUUGUUUUGUAUACUUUUGUAUUAUUUGAAUAUUUUUAUGAAUCCAUCCAAACUAAUGAUUUAAACAGUAAGAUUGUACUUGCAGCUUUGCCCGGUAUUAUAGUGUUCAUCCAAUACAUUGCCUCUUCAAUCAAGAACUCUUCUAAUUCUUAUCCAAAGUUGAAUAUUGAAAUUAUUACAACAUUUGCUAAACUUGAUACAUUACUCCAAGUCGAAGAUAUAAAUAACUAUUAUAAUAUAUCACGUUCUAAAGUCAACUUAAUGGUGUUCCUGUUUAUUGUCUUUCACUCUGUUAAUUUAUUAUUAGAAAUAAUGACAUAUACAUAUCAAAUAUGGCUACCCAUCAUCUGGUUUCAUCUAUUUGUGACCCAAAAGAUGGAAAUAGUAAAUUUUCUACACAUCGUGUACAUGUUAACAUACAGGCUAGAUGUGAUUAAUAAAAUGUUGAGAACGUUUAUCCUUGAAAACCGGCAAAAAGACGUUACGGUAUUUAUAAUACGGAAAAAGAUUAAAAAUACACAGACAAAGAAUUUUAUUGGAAGCGCAUCAGAAGACAACGAAAAAAUACGGGAUUUGUCAGCUAUUUAUAACAUAAUUGGGAAUAAUUGUUCGUUAACCAAUAAAGUUUACAAUUUCAACCUGCUAAUGAGUCUUGUGACGGCUUUUGUAUUUAUAUUAGUUGCCAUUUGGCAGACACUCUCUUUAUAUCAGAGUUCUUCACAAUAUGACAUGAAAGAUAUAAUGAAAGUUACUCUCUGGUGUUGCAACACUGUUUUUAAUUUGGCUGCCCUUGCAGUCAUAUGCGAAAAACUCCUUCGGACACGUAAUAAGACUAGGAUUCUGGUGAACAAGAUAAUAAUGAACUAUGAUAUGCCGACGACAAUGAGAGAUCAAGCUAAAGCAUUCAUGGAACUCGUGGAGGCGUGGCCGUUGCGAUUCUUUGUAUACGAUAUGUUUUCUAUCGAUAUUACGCUUAUAUUGAAUUUCAUAAGUGUGGCGACAACCUAUUUGAUUGUCAUAAUCCAGAUAUCUCAUUUCAUUUAGUUUGAUUUCUGUUAUUAACAUGAAGCGUUUCCACCUUUUAGUUAUAAGAAGGAUCAUUGCAGAAUACCUUUCUAGAUCUGAUCAAUAGUAUUUAAACUCAUAGCUAAUAAGA